CCCAUGUCUGUGCUGCUCCUGCUGUGGUGUACAGACCCAGCUGAGCACAUUUCACUGUUAAUGACACUGUUAUAUGGCGGAGCGGCCCUUCAUAGGGGCGGGUGGGAUACGGCUCAGUCACGGAGCGCACGAUGGACCGAAUCGAUCGAGAUUAUCGGUGAACGAUGAUCAAAGCUGCCGUCAGCUCCAGGACGAGGAAACGCAGACGAAGAAAACAGAGAAUGGAAAAAUAAAUGGAUUUGUAGUUGAGGGAGAGGAGACUCCCACUUCCCUUGACCUAGACAGCUCUCUGCACUCAGUGAGCCAAAAUGGUGACAAACUCCUACUAGAAUCCAACUUGAAACCAAAACCCUCUGGACAGCCCCCACACACUGGCCUGAAGGGGGAAAGGAAAGGCAAUAACACUAGUAGAAACAGUAUGGACUGCAAAAAUGACAAGCCCUCAGAGUUGACCACACAUGAGGGCAAAAAAGAGGCCCUGGCACCUCUAAAUGGCUUGGUGACUCUAAACUGUGGGCUACUCACCAAUGGUUUUCCCAGCAAGUCUGGCACGGACAACGAUGGCAGCGGCUCAGAAAGUGGUUACACCACACCGAAGAAGCGCAGAGCCCAGAGAAACGGUAAAUCUUUGGACAAUGUAACUGCUUCAAGCCAGUUCAAGGCCAUGCAGCAGGCCAGUAAGCAAGAACCAGGGUCAGCCAAUCUAGAACUGUCGGACAGAACCUCAGCGGUGCAGUUGGAAAUCAGCCGAGCCUCCUCAAAGACUGACAGCCAUUCCAGUGGAUUGACAAAAACUAGAGAGGCAACCACUACCCCACCUGUGCUACCGGCAUCUGAGGUUUAUCGGAAAAAUUCUGGGAAAAAAUUUGAGGAUAAAUCCACUAAAACGAAAGUGACCGCAUCAGCUAAAGAGGACUCAUGGACUCUGUUCAAGCCACCACCUGUCUUUCCUGUGGAUAACAGUAGCGCGAAGAUAGUGCCUAAGAUCAGUUAUGCAAGCAAAGUAAAGGAGAACCUCAAUAAGGCAGCCCAGACUGGCACAGAGAUUCCUGCCCCUUCUCCGCAGGUACAUGGGAGGCCAUCGCAGGUGCCCAUGUCGGCUGUAAAAACCAUCACCUCGGCCAGCUUUAGCAAUGGUGAUGGCAAUCCCUGCCCUCUGCCUGGUCCCCACUUCACCUCAGUCUCCAGUUCCUCCCCCAUGCCAGUCGUCUCCUCAGCAGGCUCUGAUCAUGUAGCAUCUUCAUCCGGCAGUAGCUGCAAUCCCUCCACCUCAACUACCACACACGAGCCCAAGAAGCCCAAUCUGUUUGUUUACCCCCUCUCCGCCUCCUCCUCUUCCAAUAUGCAACUUUCUCUCCCCAGCGGCCGUCAGUCUGACCCUCCACCCAAUCAGAAAUCUCUGGGUGACAUUUUUCAAAACCAGUGGGGUUUGUCAUUCAUCAACGAACCUAGCAGUGGUCCCGAAGGUCCGGCAUGCGGCUCGACGGCAAAGGACAAAACCGGUGAGGCGAGCUUACAGGGAGGCUCCACUGCUGCUGUGGCAACACAGACACACAGUGCCCCCCAGAGGCCAGAUCAGUCAGCUUUCGCAGACAAACGGACUAGCACUCAGAGCGUGAGUAAAGGAGGAAACCUAAACCUGUCUGUGGCCAUUGAAGGCUCACUUCACUCCUUGAACCUCGAGGUGGAUACACAAAAGGAUGACCCUGGGGUUUCUGGUGCAAUAGCGUUUUGCUCUUCCUCUAAGGAUAUUGGGGCAGAGCUACCAUGCAAGUUGUCUCUGCCCAGAGAGCAAAGCUACACUAAGGGCUUCGAGAGGAGGGCCAGCUGGGACUUUUUUGACCUUAAAGCUGCUGUAGUAUAUCACACUAAAGAAAUGGAAUCUAUUUUGAAUUUGCAAAAGCAAGAUCCAAAUCGCGUAGUGCUCUACAGUGAAUCUAAGAACAGUCCUGAUCAGUGAGGCUCAAUCUGGACAUGCCUCUCCACAGCCGGACUCCGCUAAGAAAAAGAUGUGCUUCAAGAUAUCCCGGUCGCAGCCUCCGACUCGGAACAAAGGCCGCUCUCGAGACGGAGCGUUUAAAGAGGCUGAGUGCAGACUGGAUAAAACGGGUUGGCUAAUAAUGGACAAGAAACGUGGACCUGGAGCCAAGACGCUCUGCCUCUAAACAGGACCUUUUUUUUUUUGUGUUUGUUUUUUUUAGGGAUGUUCACAAAUUCACAAAACUCAUAUAGUACGGCUUUUCUUCUAAAAGCUGAGACGGCAGACUUCAUCUUGCUGGAUGCCCGAGCGGAGGAAACGGCUCGCAUCGUGAAAGCACUACGCUCUCGUGUUCGAACACACUGAAAUCUUUUAGAGGGGCAUGAAAAGACAUGACAUAAAAACAAAACAACAAAAAAAAACACCCUCUAGUGACUAGGGGGUAAAAUCAUCGAUGAUGAGCUGUUCAAUGUUUCAGGGGACACAAAAAAUACACCGUUUAGGUCGAGCUGGCGCUUGCUAAGGCCUUGGAAUAAUUGUCUUAAUUUUUGCGAAAGAAUUUGGACGAGUCACGUUAUUGACUUUUGAUUUCUGCUUUUUUUUUGUUUGUUUGUUUGUUUUUUCGUUUGUUUUUUUGUUGUUGUUUUUUCAUUUCAGUUAUACUUUAGAAUAGAAUUGAAAUUCAAGGGUUUUCAGGGUGCACUUAAGCGUGAAUAGACUUGCAAACUGCUGUCCGCGUAGCUCCUUCGGAAAUUCCGCUAGUCUUUUUGUCUUCUUUUCACCUUCUCGUCCUGCCUCCGCACCUACGGCAGAGACAAAGAAACUGACCUUUUUUUUUUUCUGUCCUUUUCAUUUAAUAUUUUCCUUUUUGUUUUUUAAUCCUUAGCUGCCAGUGGACGAGUAGAUAAGAUAAGAUGCACCGCGAAUGUCAAAUUUGCUUCAUCGCCAGUUCUUUCUCAGUUUAUUUUCUUAGAGCUGGUCUGUUUUCUCUCUGUAUGUAUUUUUAUUUUAUUUUUGGUUUGUUUUUGCACAAGGAGCAGAAUCUGCUGUUGUGGUGUGAGUUGUGUUUUUAGGGCUACAAGGCCACCUUUUUAGCAUGACACGAUAAUAUGUUUGAUGCACACGAACAUGCACCCACCUUUUUUUUUUUUUUUUCUCCAACAAGCACCACUUUUUUUUUUUUUAAUGCAUACAUAGUUAAACAGAGCUCUGUUCUUUUUAUUGUCAAGGUUUAUCCUUUUAAAGCUGAGGCGAGGCUUCGAGCGCUCGGCCUUUCUGCAGCCUGAAGUUGUUCUUGUUCGUUCGUUCAUGCGUUCGUUUUCUUUAGCGACAGGAAGCAAAUAUUAAGAUUUAACUUUUUUUUUUUGUUUGUUUUUUUUUCUUUCCCCCGUCUAUUUUAUCUCAUCACAAGAUAAUUGUUUUCAUAUAUUCUAUAAUGAGUAGCACUUUAUGUAUUUUUAAAUCGUAUUAUCUCGACGGGACGUCAACAGGUCGGUGCGUAACGGAAACAGUAGCGAUGACAAAUAGGAUGCUAGUUUUUAACAAAGGACUCGAGGCCCUUGGAAAGGAGAAAAUACUUAAAAUAAAAAACAAAAAACAGGGAAUCAUUUUGCAAGGAGAACGAUAUGAGUUGAGGUGAAAGGAACCAACAGUGUUAUUGCCAAAAAAAAGGGUGACUGUUUGCUACGAUUUUUUUUUUUUUUUUUUGGUCUAGUUUAAAGCCAAGUGGAUCAUUUUAGCAUUGUGUUCUGUUUUCUCUCUGUCUAGUUUUUUGUUUUUUGUUUCUUUUUCUUUUCCUUUCCUUUUCUUUACAGGGUCAUAAACACUGCCAGCUCCAGAGGUGAACCAAAAAAAAAAAAAAACUAACUCAACAGCACUUUUCCUUGCAUUUCUUCGUCUUAGUCGCCGCUUUAUGUUUUUGAAGCGGUUCAUCCCUGGAUCUUUUCGCGACACAUUUCGCCUCGUCGGUCGGGUCAUUAACACGUUACGCUGUAAUCGAGAUUCAUUUCACUUCAAUUGCUUUUAAACACGCUGCUUUUUUUUUUUUUUGUUAAAUUGUUAUAACAGCCUGCUUUCUUUCUAUUGUUCAUUUCCGCUAUGCUGCACCUUCACUGCUUUUUCUCCUUGACUUCCUGACAGCGCUGUCAGAAAUCUCUUAGCAAACAGUGUUCGUAUCAGAUCACCCUAGAAAAGGUAGGUAUUAUUUGUUGUUUUUUUUUGCUUUUUUUUUUUUUUUUUUUUACGUCUUUCUUUUUUUUUUUUUAUUAGAGUAGUACAGAGCCCCAUAGGGAAGGGACCUUUUUUUCGCAAAAAAAACAAAACAAAAACAUAAAUAAAUAAAUGACUAACAACUUUAAGCAUAGACAAAUGCUAAAAACAAAAUCUUAUGAAACCAGAAAUUGUGAACAUUGUAUAUCAUUUUCUGCUUUCAUGAGAUGAUUAUUUAUUUUGAUUUUGUUUCUCUUGCUUGCACCAAUUACACAUUUUAUUAGGGGAAAUAAAGAUUUUGAUAUUAAUGGAAAAUUAUAAUGUUCAUGUUAAAUAAUUUUCCAUCUUUGUGUUUUUUGUUUGUUUGUUUUUCCCCCCUGAAAAAGAGAGAGUGCAUCAUGUAAUUACUGCUUGCUUUUUCAUUUUCUUUUAGGCAAAACAAAUCCUGAAGAUGAACAAUUUUUUUUCUCUUGCACAAAGAAUAUUUUCCAAUAUUUUUUUUUUGUUAUGUACUUUUUUUUUUUUUUUUGUAUUUUGUAUUUCAUUUGUUUGUGCAAAUCUCCCUUCAGGGGCUCUGUAGAGUUGGAGGUGUGCGCAGGACUUUUGAUUCGGAAUCGUUCCGAAAAAAGCGCAGGCGUUCUGAAACCCCUUGUGCCGUUUUUUUUUUUUUUAGAAAAAUCUCGAAUAUGAUUCUGAUCAUUUUAGAAUUAUUUUUUUUUUUUCUUCCGUUCUUUCGUCGCAGCUUCUCCACAGCACCACCCAGUGUUUUCUAACUGUUAACAAACGUUACACUGAAUUUCUUUCGGUUCCUGAUGCACACCUCUAGCUCGGUUAGUUGUGUAGAACCACAGCACACUUUAUUUUUUUUCUCUCUCUAACUCUUAAACUCGUGCUGCACGUCUUCUUUCUUUUUCUAACUACUUCUGGCUUGGAGCCGGAAGACUCGGCGGAUGCACGUGGCAGAACUCCGACGCACACAAAUCCUGUUUCCGUGAAACUCGCACGUCGAGUUUUUUAUUUGAUCCAUACGAAGCACUUAUUCCCUGUCGACUUCGGCGCUACUGGCUAUGUACACACCGGGAAUUCGAACGAUGCACAUUUAACCCAAACCCUCGAUUUCAAGCCCAUGCGUUUUAGUGAAGAAGUGCGAGAGCAGAGAGCAGGGAGAGAUCAGCAUACUGAAACUAGACUGUUUCUUCUGUACAUUGGAAACAUUUCUACAUCAAGCGUAUACAUUUUUCUACAACAUGUCACGUUUGUUGUGCUGUUCGGGCUGGUCUGUCUGUCUGUCCGUCCGUCUGUGUCUGUGUGUGUGUCUGAGCAUGUGUAUUCGUCUUCAUCUAACCGCUCGACGAAAGCUCAGUGUUGAGAACUUGCUGAUUCCUGAGUCCAGGCCACGCUGCCUGUGCUUUAAGAACAUUUACACUGAUCCCAUCAGGACAUGGAGGAAAAAAAACAAAACAAAAAAACCCCCUCUCUCUCUCUCUCUCUCUCUCUGUUCUCCUUCUCUCCAACACCUUUUAAGUUGUGCCAUGUUUUGACUGUUUAAAAAAAAGAAAAAAGUCUGAAUGAAUAUUUGGUUUUACGUGUCGCUCCGGCUGCAUUUCCUCCUACAGAAAUGAAGAGGAGGGCAACGUCCCGUUACAACAAUCUUCAUCACUGCUAAUAAACUCCAUGAAAAUCCAA
Molecule: messenger RNA, 5872 nt
Organism: Tachysurus fulvidraco (yellow catfish)
Lineage: Eukaryota; Metazoa; Chordata; Actinopteri; Siluriformes; Bagridae
Gene: nufip2
Product: nuclear FMR1 interacting protein 2
Exons: 4
Coding region: 74-1960 (628 amino acids)
Cellular component (GO): nucleoplasm; cytoplasmic stress granule
Molecular function (GO): RNA binding
Source: RefSeq, a predicted model, not a curated record